AUGGCGGCCUCAGCCGGAGAUUGGUGUUUGAUUGAGAGCGAUCCUGGCGUCUUCACUGAACUUAUCUGCCAGUUUGGUGUUACUGGAGUGCAGGUUGAAGAAAUAUGGUCUUUAGAUGCUGAAAGUUUUUCAUUUUCUAGGCAGAGGCCAAUAUAUGGCUUGAUUUUUCUGUUCAAAUGGAAGCCUGACAUGCAUCUGCAAGGAAACGUCAUCAGAGAUGAUCGGCUUAGAGAUAUUUUCUUUGCCAAGCAGGUCAUCAACAAUGCAUGUGCCACUCAAGCCAUCUUGAGUAUUCUCUUUAACUGUUCUGAUGCUAAGAUUGAUCUUGGUGAGACGUUGAACUCCUUCAAGACUUUCACCAGAGGAUUCGAUCCAACUACCAAGGGGCUGGCACUAAGUAAUUCGGACAUCAUCAGACAGACACACAACAGUUUUGCCAAACAACAAUUGUUUGAACUGGAACUCGAAAACAUGAAAAAAGAUGACGAAGCAUAUCAUUUCAUCGGGUACAUCCCUAUAAAUGGUCGCCUCUAUGAACUCGAUGGCCUCCAAGAAGGGCCAAUUGAUCAUGGUGUCAUUCCAGAGGAAAGCGAGUGGCUGAAUUAUGCCAAACUGGUCAUAGAACAACGCAUUCAAAAAUAUGAAGCAGACGAGAUUCACUUCAGUUUGAUGGCCAUCAUACCUGACCAAAAAAAACAUUAUGAAGCACUGCUUGAAAAUACUCAGGAUCUCGAUGAAGUAGAAAAGUACAAACAUCUCUUGAACGCUGAGAUUAACAAAAGGAAACAGUAUCAAGUCGAAAAUGCUCGCAGGCGUCACAACUUUAUACCAUUCAUCAUCGAAUUCUUCAAAAUUCUUGCUGAGAAGGGAGAACUGGCUGAGCUUAUGGAAAAAGCCAAAGUAAAAGCUAAAGAUAGGGCUAAUAAAGCCAAAGCCUCCAAGCCAGUUAAAGACAGUUAA
Helobdella robusta is the source of this 960-nucleotide messenger RNA. RefSeq lists its product as hypothetical. Bases 1 to 960 code for a protein of 319 amino acids. Lineage: Eukaryota; Metazoa; Annelida; Clitellata; Rhynchobdellida; Glossiphoniidae. Gene Ontology annotation, biological process: ubiquitin-dependent protein catabolic process; protein deubiquitination. The record is from RefSeq and is a predicted model, not a curated record. The transcript has 12 exons. Gene Ontology annotation, molecular function: cysteine-type deubiquitinase activity. Gene Ontology annotation, cellular component: cytoplasm.